AUGGAUAUCAAUAGUGCCAGCAGCGUUGUUCUUCAGGUCUUGACCCAAGCCACCAGUCAAGAUACUGCUGUGCUGAAACCAGCGGAGGAACAACUGAAACAGUGGGAGACACAACCGGGUUUCUAUUCAGUAUUGUUGAAUAUUGUCACAAAUCACAGCUUGGAUGUAAAUGUGAGGUGGUUAGCUGUGCUGUACUUCAAAAAUGGAAUUGACCGCUAUUGGAGACGUGUGGCGCCACAUGCUCUUUCAGAAGAAGAGAAAUCUACAUUGCGUGCAGGGCUGAUUGCCAAUUUCAAUGAGCCAAUAAAUCAGAUUGCCACACAGAUUUCUGUUCUGAUUGCAAAAGUUGCUAGGCUGGAUUGUCCGAGGCAGUGGCCAGAACUUAUUCCAACCCUUGUAGAAUCUGUUAAAAUUCAGGAUGAUCUUCGCCAACAUAGAGCUUUACUUACUUUCUAUCAUGUCACAAAGACUUUGGCAUCUAAACGGCUUGCUGCAGAUAGAAAACUUUUCUAUGAUCUAGCUUCUGGAAUUUAUAGCUUUACCUGUUCCUUGUGGAAUCACCAUACAGAUACAUUCCUGCAACAGAUUUGUACUAGAGAUGAAACAGCUAUGUCUAAUUCAUUAGAAAGAACUCUGUUGUCCUUGAAAGUGCUUCGUAAAUUGACUGUUCAUGGGUUUGUGGAACCUCACCGGAACGUAGAGGUGAUGGGAUUCCUCCAUGCAGUAUUUGAGCGGCUAAAGCAAUUUUUGGAAUGUAGUAGAAGUAUAGAAGCAGAUCACGUCUGCAGAGAUAGACUGGAAAAGACUAUAAUUCUUUUCACUAAAGUGCUUUUAGACUUCUUGGACCAACAUCCUUUUUCAUUCAUCCCUCUAAUUCAGAGAUCAUUGGAAUUUGCUGUAAGCUAUGUUUUCACAGAGGCCGGUGAAGGAGUUGUGUUUGAGCGAUUUAUUGUCCAGUGCAUGAAUCUGAUUAAGAUGAUCGUCAAAAACUAUGCUUAUAAGCCAUCCAAAAAUAUGGAAGAGAGCAGCCCUGAAACUCUUGAAGCUCAUAAGAUAAAGGCAUCAUUCUUCACAUACCCAACAUUAACAGAGAUAUGCAGGCGGUUAGUCACACAGUAUUUCCUGUUAACCGAGGAAGAGUUAACAAUGUGGGAAGAGGACCCAGAAGGCUUUAUUGUGGAAGAGACAGGAGGAGAUUCUUGGAAAUACAGUAUUAGGCCAUGCACAGAAGUGCUCUUCAUUGAUAUUUUUCAUGAAUAUAAUCAGACUCUUACUCCAGUUCUUCUAGAAAUGGUUCACACUCUACAAGGUCCCACCAACAUGGAUAAUACUCAAACUCUGCUGAUUAAAGAUGCUGUGUAUAAUGCAGUUGGACUGGCAGCAUAUGAGCUAUUUGACAGUGUGGAUUUUGACCAUUGGUUUAAAAACCAGCUACUAGCAGAAUUGCAAGUCACUCAUAACAGGUAUAAACCAAUACGUCGGCGAGUGAUCUGGCUAAUUGGACAAUGGAUUUCUGUGAAAUUCAAGUCUGACUUGAGACCUAUGUUAUAUGAAGCGAUCUGUAAUUUGCUUCAGGACCAAGACUUAGUGGUUCGUAUUGAGACAGCUACAACUCUGAAACUUACUGUGGACGACUUUGAGUUUAGGACUGACCAGUUCUUACCAUAUCUAGAAUCUGUGUUUACCCUGCUCUUUCAGCUUCUUCAAGAGGUUAGAGAAUGUGACACAAAAAUGCAUGUGCUUCAUGUUCUCUCUUGUGUAAUUGAAAGAGUCAGUUUGCAGAUACGGCCGUAUGUAGGGUGUUUGGUUCAGUAUUUACCUCUUCUUUGGAAACAAAGUGAAGAACACAAUAUGUUGAGAUGUGCCAUCCUCACUACCCUAAUUCAUCUUGUCCAGGGCUUAGGAGCAGAUAGCAAGAAUCUUUAUCCUUUCCUGCUCCCGGUUAUUCAGCUAAGCACUGAUGUUUCCCAGCCCCCUCAUGUGUACCUUCUUGAAGACGGAUUAGAAUUGUGGCUAGUGACAUUAGAGAAUAGUCCUUGCCUUACCCAAGAGCUGCUGAGAAUUUUUCAGAACAUGUCUGCUCUUCUUGAAUUAAGUUCAGAAAACCUCAGAACCUGCUUUAAGAUCAUCAAUGGCUAUAUUUUUUUGUCUCCAACUGAAUUCCUUCAGGUCUAUGCAGCUGAACUCUGCAAAUCAUUUUGUGAGGUCUUAAAGGAUAUAACUACUGAGGGACAAGUUCAAGUUCUGAAGGUUGUAGAAAACGUCCUCAAAGUGAAUCCAGUGUUGGGCCCUGAAAUGUUUCAACCUCUUUUGCCAUCUGUAUUCCAUGGAAUUAUAAAUGGGGAGAGAUACCCAGUUGUAAUGUCUACUUACCUGGGAGUCAUUGGUAGAGUCUUGCUGCAAAAUAAAAGUUUUUUCUCAUUGCUUUUGAACCAGACGGCUUCUGAAUUUGGCCAAGAGCCGGACCAGCUCCUUGGUCACAUGAUUGAAAUGUGGGUUGACCGCAUGGAUAAUAUAACUCAGCCAGAGAGAAGGAAACUUUCAGCAUUGGCAUUACUUUCCCUUCUGCCAUCAGAUAAUAGUAUUAUCCAAGAUAAAUUUUGUGGUAUCAUAAACAUUUCAGUAGAAGGGUUGCAUGAUGUCAUGACUGAAGAUACAGAAACAAGAACGUUCAAAGAUUGCAUGCUGAUGUCUGUUUCUGAGGAGCCCAAAGUGACAGAAGAAGAAGAGCCUCCCACAGAGCAAGACAAAAGGAAAAAGAUGCUUGCACUAAAGGAUCCAGUACACUCUGUGUCGUUGCAACAAUUCGUAUAUGAGAAGCUAAAAGCACAACAGGAAUUGCUGGGAGAGCAAGGUUUUCAGGCACUCAUGGAAACUGUGGAUACAGAAAUCGUCACACAACUACAAGACUUCUUACAAGGAUUCUAAAUAAGCGCAGACAAGAUUUUUCUACAUCUCUUUCUUCACUUCAGCAUUUAAGAGCAAACUAGGCAGCCAAUCCAACUGCAAAGAAAAAAACAGCUUUAAAAAAAAGAGCUUCUGUUUGAUAUGAAGAAAGAGAGGCUAUGACACUGAUCAUUCUUUUUCAAAUUAAGGGAAGAUUGAAAUAAUAAAUAUAAACUCUCCUAAUUCACAUGAGAUGCUUGUUUCAAAAGACUGUAAUUUAUACAUGGAGUAAAGGAUUGCAGAAGAGAGAUUCUGUAAACGCAGGUGUUUCAUUUACUCUUAGUAGAAUGGUAAUGGGUUUGAACUUACGAUUAUGUGCUCUUAUCACUUAAGGAACAAUGUCUAGCUAUACUGCUUUUUCUGCAAGGGCAUCAGCUCACCUAAGCCUUACAAUAUUGUUUACUAUUAAAACUAAUAAAAUGCAAGGACUGGAAGUGUUAACAGUGGGAAAGGAUGUCAAGCAUGCAUCCUCCAUCAAGCAAUUUAAAUUGUACAAAUAUAGUGGUAUAAAUAGUUGAAAGCUUUCUUAAGGUUUCUUCUAUGGGGAGUUGAACACUAGUCUUUUGCAUGAAAAGAAAACUACUGAAGUCAUCCGGGUGUUUUAAAUUUGCUAUGUUGAUCCAUGCAGAAGGAAAGGGUUUAGUGAUUUUCUCUUGUAUUAGCUCUGCAAAAAUGCUUUUGAUUUCAAAUGUAGCACAUAGAUACAGUGAUGAGUUUCUCUAUGUGUGAGAUCCAAAUUGAUCCUUGAUCUUCUCCUCCUCCCAAGAUGGUGGGAGUGAAUGUAUUAUACACCCUGAAUGAAAAAAGGUGAUUGAAUAUAUAUUUUCUGUUGUAGAAAAGUGAACUUUUUAGGUGGUGAACAAUGAUGAGCCAAAGCUUACUAAUUUUAUAUAGUUCUGGAUUACUCUAGAACAAUGGUAAUGAUGAAUUCUAAAUAUUAGGUCUUCAUCUAGGAAAAUGAAGAUUACAGAUCAGGGAAAAUGAGUUGAGAUAGCUUUUGCGUUUCAAUGUUGUCAUAAAAGGUCAUUUCUGCCACUUCCUCCUACUCUAAUUCCCAGCCUUUAUCUCAUACCUCCUAUUUUAAGGAGAGCCUUUUUUUAUUUUUAGGCAAGACUUCUUAUGUCCACUGUCUUCUGAGGUAAGAAAUGUUUUUUUAAAAAAGAAACAAUUGACAGUAUACUAACCAAACGUUAGUGUAAUACUCGUGCAGAAAGCUGGAAAAUCUAUGUAACCAUGGGGAGCAAACAUCUCCUUGUAAACUGUAGAUUAUAAAGUGUUCUAGAAAAUAAAUUCUGAUUUUCUUCCCAGAGUACAAAACAGUAACAUGUCAAUUAAAUUUUCUAAAGAUAUCUCACUUCUGAUUUAUUCUGUAUGCUUC
This is a messenger RNA of Elgaria multicarinata webbii, 4324 nucleotides long. RefSeq names its product importin 11 (gene IPO11). The coding region runs from base 1 to 2928 and encodes 975 amino acids. Lineage: Eukaryota; Metazoa; Chordata; Lepidosauria; Squamata; Anguidae. Gene Ontology annotation, cellular component: cytosol; nuclear envelope. Gene Ontology annotation, molecular function: small GTPase binding. The record is from RefSeq and is a predicted model, not a curated record. The transcript is spliced from 29 exons. Gene Ontology annotation, biological process: protein import into nucleus.